UACCAAAUGGUUAGAGUUCGCUUUGCUCCUAGUCCUACAGGUCCUCUACACUUGGGCGGCCUUCGAACCGCGCUUUUUAACUUUCUAUUUGCUAGAAAGGAGCGCGGCUCGUUUAUUCUACGCGUCGAAGACACGGACAGGCGACGUCACGUGACACACGCAGAGGACGAGAUUUCUGCCUUGUUGCGAUGGUCUGGCAUUCUUCCCGACGAGGGACCGUCGGUGGGCGGCCCGUUUGGACCGUACAGGCAAUCGGAGAGGUUAGAAACGUACAGGAAGGCCGCAGAAAGGCUCGUUGAGAGAGACGAUGCGUUCUACUGUUUUGCUUCGCGAGACGAAGUGGAGAGGAGGCAGUUGGAUGCGAGACGGACGGGAAGGAAAGUGGACUAUGAUGAGAAGCUGAGUAGAAGGCAAUGGGAAGAGAAACUGAGUCACGGCUUGCCACAUGUCAUCAGAAUGCGAGUGCCCUCGACCGGUACAGUGACGUACAGUGAUCUCGUGUAUGGCACAAUGGAGUUCCAUGCUCACACAAUCAGCGAUCAGAUUCUCAUCAAGUCGGACGGUUACCCGUCGUACCAUCUCGCUAGCAUCGUCGACGACCACCACAUGGGCGUCACACACGUCCUACGAGGGGAGGAAUGGUUGUCGUCCACACCCAAACACGUGAUGCUCUAUCACGCAUUCGGGUGGCCGAUGCCACUGUUGUGUCAUCUCCCGUUACUCAUGAACAGCGACGGCACGAAAAUGUCAAAACGUGACAGCCACAUGUCUGUCGGUGAAUGCAAAGAGAUGGGGAUACUGCCUGCCGCUUUAUUGAACUUCGUUGCACAUCUGGGUUGGUCACCCGAUGACCACACAUUGAGAUACAUGACAUUUGAUGAACUUGUUGAUCAGUUUUCACUUGGAGGCAUCAACAAGGCACGACCGACGGUCGACGUUCAGCAACUCUUGGCGACGAACAGAUGGCACCUGCGAGCCAAACAUGCAUCCGCCGACGAAGAAGAGCAGACAGAAUUUGUAAACCAGCUGCGAGAUCUGGUCAUUCAUAACCUGGGUGUCGACCCUGUUGUUGAUAUUAAUGGUGUGAGUCGGGAUUACUUGGAAGCCGUUUUAGGUUUGCUCCUCUCUCGCGUUUCUACCGUUCCUGAAGUCGUACACGCCGGUAGAUACUUUUGGUUGGACCCGGUCGUGUCAUCGGUGAAGUUAAUUGAAAUUUAUCCAACGGCAAGAGAGUUGAUUAUGUUGACAGUCGACGAACUAAAUAGUUUGGAAAAUCGUGAUUUUUGUGCUGUUGAGGUGAUGAGGUUGUUGAGGCAGAUAGCGAGUGAUUGUGGUGUGAGUCGAAAGGCGGUAUUGCAAGUUGUUCGGUUUGCGGUGACUGGAAUGAAUGAGGGGCCUGAGCUUGGGUUGACUGUGGAGGUACUGGGUAGGGAGAGAGUGACAUCUCGUUUGUUAUGUCAUGUUUAGUUAUAUUAGCUACGAAUAUGAAAGAACUAUAGAAUAAGUGUCGUCUUGUUGGAUGUUUUUGAUGUUUCUAGCGCGUCGAGAAAGUUUGUUUCUUCGUGAAGCUCUUCGACUUGCUACACACACAGUGAUAUACACACAGUGAUAUACACACAGUGACACACACACAGACACACACACACACACACACACACACACACACACCACAUGCACAGUGACACACCACACACACACACACACACACACACACACACACACACACACACACACACACACACACACACACACACACACAGACAGACAGACAGACAGACAGACACACAGACAGACACAGACACAGUGACAGACAGACAGACACACACACACACACACACACACACAUGACACACACAGUGACACACACACACACACACACACGAGAAAUAAUAAUUCUUCAAAACAUUGAAAUUCUGUUAUGAAGUUUUAGUUGUUACCUUUUCGUUGGCAUUUGCCCAUAGACGUAAGGCCCUGUUGUACUC
This is a messenger RNA of Corticium candelabrum, 1982 nucleotides long. Its product is annotated as glutamate--tRNA ligase-like. Gene Ontology annotation, cellular component: mitochondrion. Gene Ontology annotation, biological process: glutamyl-tRNA aminoacylation. Lineage: Eukaryota; Metazoa; Porifera; Homoscleromorpha; Homosclerophorida; Plakinidae. The coding region runs from base 7 to 1467 and encodes 486 amino acids. The transcript has 2 exons. The record is from RefSeq and is a predicted model, not a curated record. Gene Ontology annotation, molecular function: glutamate-tRNA ligase activity; zinc ion binding; tRNA binding.